GCAACAUGGCCCCCAACAAUGCCGGUCCUGAGCUCCGUCUAUAGGGGGGUGGGGGGUCGGAGGGGAGGGGGUCGAACAGCGGGAAUCCUACCGGACACACACCGGAGACACGGAGCUCCCGGCGGCCAUCGAGCCUCCGCUGCUCCCGGUCUACGUGAUCCGCGUCACACGCGACAUUUCUACACUAAUGACGCGGGUAUCUGUCCACACAGGUGUACACGCACGCACACACACACACACACGCGCGCGCACACACAGGCCUAUUUCAGACCUUCAUCCGUUAGAAGUUGUGUGGCUGGUUGUUGGUGUUGAGCUCUUCACGUAUCUUCUCAGACACAACAGCUGGGAGCCGGAGGAGAACAUUCUGGACCCGAGGCUGCUGGCCGCCUUCCACAAGAGAGAACAAGAGCGAGAACUUCUGUUCCAGAAGAAAGGGAAACGGCCGAGAGGACGGCCCAGGAAGAUUCAGCAGCCGGAGCCGGCCGCUGCAGAAGAUGGCCACUCCUCUUCCUCUUCCUCCCCCUCCUCCUCCAGUCUCUCAUCCUCCGUCUCGUCCUCCGAGGAAGAGGAAGAGGAGGAAGAGGAGGAGGAGCACGGCAAGAAGACCAAGCCACGAAUCCACGGCGUCCCGGUGAAGAGGCCUCCGAUGGCGCUCCCCGAGCCCGACCCCCCCUGCAAGAAGAAGCGUGGCAGGAAGCCGCUGCACCCCGACCUGAGGCUUCUGAGGCAGGCCAAGAGCAGACCUCCUCUCCUCCUCCCUCCUCUUCCUCCUCUUCAUCCUCGCCACCAGCAGGUGCUCAGACCCCCCAGGGAGGACCCCCGCUGCGCAGUGAAGAAGCCCCUGCAGCCGGCCAGCUUCACCUACACCGGGCUGAGCCGGGCCUCCAGGGACGAGGCCUCCUCCAGCUCCUUCUCCCAGAGCGCCUCCUCUAAGGCGGGCUCCCUGGGCUGCAUCUGGAGCGGGCGCUCCAUGUCUCCGGCCUCCUACGCCAGAACCGGCCCGGCUCCUCCGUCCUCAGAAACAGGAAGUAGAGGCGACGGGCACAAGGCCCCGAAGGCCGGAGGCGGCUCGGGGUCGCACGCCGUCCUCGGCCACCCGACGGCGGCGCCGCGCUCCGUGCUGGGUCAGCGGCGCCAUGACGGGCCGGUCCAACACAGGCGGGAGAACCUCCCGAGAGAGCGAGCCAGCCAGGCGCUCAGCCUGCGGGCGCUCAACCUGCAGAGCGUCGGCGCCGCCAGGUCCAGCUCCAGGAGCGCCGCCUCCACCAAAAGAGGGGCGGCGAGCGGCGGCGAGCAGGCCCGCCUGCGGGAGGACCCGGGGAAGGAGGCGACCACAAAGGCGCCCAAGAUGCACGGCCAGAACCGGAGCCUCACCGAGCUCAGCACCGGCGACUCCGAGGAGACCAGCAGCAGCGAGUCGGAGCGGGGGGGCGCCGCGUCGUACCCGAGCGCCGACCACGGCGCCGGCCGGCCGGGCCUCGGCGGCUCCGACGGCGAGACGGACUGGCGGCCGGCCCGGAGCCUCCUGGAGCACGUGUUCGUCACAGACGUCACCGCCAACUUCAUCACGGUGACGGUGAAGGAGUCGCCCACCAGCGUCGGGUUCUUCAACUCCAGAACCCACUGAGGGGUCAAAGGGCGCCGAGGGGUCACAGGACAGCAGGAAGCCAAGUGGGUCUCUGCUGCGGAUCGACCCGAGAACUGAAAACGGGCCCAUGAAUAUAAUUAGUUUUUUCUCUCUCAGAACAUCAGGGACCCGUUGGACCCGAACUGGUCAUGUGACCUUCACCAUGUUUAAACUAAAUAUUUAAAAUAAUGAGUGACGUGAAUUCAACGCCUGUCAGUUUUCUCUCUUUUGGACCAAAGCUGUUUACAAAUGUGAAUUUUUUUAUUUGUUUCCUUUGCACACCGCUGACAUUCCAUCAUCACUUAAAUGUACUGCUUUUAUAACAUUUUAAUACAUUUUGCUGUCUUUUGAAAUCUGUGUUAAUUUAUAUUUGUAAAUAUGUCUCUUCUCUGAUGGUGCUCCUCUGUGCCUCACCGCCAUUUACAAGGUAUUUGAAAUAAAUAUAAAGUACAUGAAGAA
Pungitius pungitius (ninespine stickleback) is the source of this 2086-nucleotide messenger RNA. RefSeq names its product chromobox protein homolog 2-like. The coding region runs from base 188 to 1627 and encodes 479 amino acids. The record is from RefSeq and is a predicted model, not a curated record. Lineage: Eukaryota; Metazoa; Chordata; Actinopteri; Perciformes; Gasterosteidae. The transcript is spliced from 3 exons. Gene Ontology annotation, biological process: negative regulation of transcription by RNA polymerase II. Gene Ontology annotation, cellular component: PRC1 complex; heterochromatin.